Globicephala melas (long-finned pilot whale) is the source of this 861-nucleotide messenger RNA. RefSeq names its product apolipoprotein B mRNA editing enzyme catalytic subunit 3A (gene APOBEC3A). Gene Ontology annotation, cellular component: ribosome; cytoplasm; P-body. Gene Ontology annotation, molecular function: structural constituent of ribosome; zinc ion binding; cytidine deaminase activity. Gene Ontology annotation, biological process: cytidine to uridine editing; translation; defense response to virus. The record is from RefSeq and is a predicted model, not a curated record. NCBI's taxonomy places the organism in Eukaryota, Metazoa, Chordata, Mammalia, Artiodactyla, Delphinidae.
AUGGAGCUUGUCCUCCAGGGUAUGGACACCUGUCCUUUCGUCUGUCCCCUCACCACCUGCCUUGCCGGUCCCUGCUGCCCAGAUGACCGCACUCUCGCAGACCUCACUGGCCCAUGUUGCCUGUUGGAUGAAAACACCUUCACUGAGAACUUCAUGAAUCAGAUGAACCCUCGUAAGACCUACCUGUGCUACAAGGUGGAGAUCCUGGAUGGUGACGCUAGGAUCCCUCUGGACGAGAAAAAGGGCUUCGUGCGCAACAAGGGUGCUAACGAACCAGGGGAGCCCUGCCAUGCAGAGCACUACUUCCUGGACCGGAUCUGUUCUUGGAAUUUGGACCGGGAGCUGCACUACAGGCUCACCUGUUUCAUCUCCUGGACCCCUUGUGAUACCUGUGCACAGAAACUGGCUGAUUUCCUGGGGAAGAACAGCCACGUGAGCCUGCACAUCUUCGCCUCCCGCAUCUAUAGCCGCCUCGGUUAUGUGGCUGGGCUGCGUACACUGCAGGCGGCUGGGGCCCAAAUCGCCAUCAUGACCUCUAACGAGUUUGAGCACUGCUGGGAAAACUUUGUGGACCACCAGGGAAAACCCUUUCAGCCCUGGGAUGGGCUGAAUGUAGUGAGUCAACGUCUAUGUAACAACCUGCAGGCGAUUCUCCAGCUGCAGAACACGGAUCGUGUGACUGAGGCCCUAGGCAGGGCCAAGUUCAAGUUCCCUGGCCGCCAGAAGAUCCGCAUCUCCAAGGAGUGGGGAUUUACUAAGUUUAAUGCAGAUGAAUUUGAAAACAUGGUGGCAGAAAAGCAGCUCAUCCCGGAUGGCUGUGGAGUCAAAUAUAUCCCUAAUCGUGGCUCCCUGGAUAAAUGA